Molecule: messenger RNA, 354 nt
Organism: Haliaeetus leucocephalus (bald eagle)
Lineage: Eukaryota; Metazoa; Chordata; Aves; Accipitriformes; Accipitridae
Product: beta-microseminoprotein-like
Exons: 4
Coding region: 1-354 (117 amino acids)
Source: RefSeq, a predicted model, not a curated record
AUGAGUGAGAAAGCCAUCUUGGCCUGCCUUCUUGUUCUGACCAUUAGCAUGCCACUGUCCAAUGCUUAUUGCUUCUUUCAGCCAUUGAAGCCAGAGAUGUCUGACGGUGAGCAUGACGGCUGCCGUGACUCAAAAGGAGAGCUGCAUGAAUUCGAUUCCCACUGGAGAACCGACGACUGCCAUGAUUGCUCCUGUUCCAGGGAUGGAAUUGACUGCUGCUCCAGCUUUGCAACACCAGCUGGCUAUAAUGAAGACAAGUGUGUAAGUAUUUUCAACAAGGAGACCUGCACUUAUAAAGUAGUGGAGAAAGAUGAUCACUCAAAAGAAUGCCCAGUCCAUAACUGGGUGGGCUAA